Messenger RNA from Calypte anna (Anna's hummingbird), 3019 nucleotides. It is a transcript of the gene PDE12, whose product is annotated as phosphodiesterase 12. Gene Ontology annotation, molecular function: 3'-5'-RNA exonuclease activity. The record is from RefSeq and is a predicted model, not a curated record. The transcript has 3 exons. Gene Ontology annotation, cellular component: mitochondrion. Lineage: Eukaryota; Metazoa; Chordata; Aves; Apodiformes; Trochilidae. Bases 45 to 1811 code for a protein of 588 amino acids. Gene Ontology annotation, biological process: nuclear-transcribed mRNA catabolic process, deadenylation-dependent decay.
CCGGUUGCGCCUCUCGGAAGCGGGCGAGCCUCGGCGCCGGCUCCAUGUGGCGCCGGCUGCGCUCCGCCCUCGGGAGGCUCAGCGGCAUCCCCGCCGGUGGUGGCCGCCUGCCCGCCGCCGCCACCAUGGAGCGGGCCGUGGUGCGGUGCGUGCCCUCCGAGCCCAAGUUGAGCCUGCGGUUAGUGCUUCCCGACGGCAGCGCUAGGCACAUGCAGCGGGACCAGGCGGAGCCGCUGGGCCGGGCGCUGGCCCGCAUCGCCACCAACACCGCCAAGGGCCACGCCAAGGCGGCGAAAAAGAGCAAGAAGGCGCGGGCGGAGGAUGGCUCGGCGGGGGAAGCGGCGGCGGAGACACCGGCCGUGCGGCUCUUCACCCGCGACGGGGAGGCGGUGGCCGAGGAGGUGCCGAACGCGGCGGCCUGGCAGGACGGGGCCGUGCUGCAGAUCGGGGAGGCGCAGUACCGCGUGGAGCGCAACCCGCCGGCCCUCACCGAGCUCCAGCUGCCGCGCUCGCUUCUGGCCGGCUUCCCCGUUUGUCCCAAGGUGAGCACCGAGUUCGCCGCUCCGGAGCACUGCCUCUUCCGCUGGUACCACCAGCAGCGGCCCGAGGCCGACGGGGAGGCGGCGGCGGGAGACGGCGGCCCGGGCUGGGUAGAGGCGGCGGGCACCGAGCGCGUCUUCACCCCCUCCAACGCGCUGGUGGGGCUGCGGCUGAAGCUGCGGUGCACGCCUGGGGACGGAGCGCAGCGCUACGGGCCGGCCCGCGAGGUGGAGAGCAGCGGCCCCGUGGAGGCCGGACCCGGUGCCUGCACCUUCGAUUCCCGGCACCUCUACACCAGGAAGGUCUGCGGCCAGGACUCCGUUCGCGCCGUCUCCUAUAACAUCCUGGCCGACACCUACGCCCAGACGGAGUUCUCCCGCACCGUGCUCUACCCCUACUGCGCCCCGUACGCCCUGGAGCUCGAUUACCGGCAGAACCUCCUCAAGAAGGAACUGGCGGGCUACAACGCCGACCUUAUCUGCUUGCAAGAAGUGGAUAAGUCUGUCUUCGUGGACAGUUUGUCUCCAGCCCUGGAUGCUUUUGGACUUCAAGGGCUCUUCAGGAUCAAGGAGAAGCAGCACGAAGGCCUGGCCACGUUCUACCGCAGGGACAAGUUCAGCCUCCUUAGCCAGCACGACGUGGCUUUCAGCGAAGCCUUGCUCUCAGACCUGCACAGGGAGUUGUGUGAGAAGCUGGCCGAGUACCCUCUGGUGAAGGAGAAGGUGCUUCAAAGGUCAUCUGUGCUGCAGGUUUCAGUUCUUCAGUCUACAGCUGUUCCUUCCAGGAAGAUUUGUGUAGCUAAUACCCACCUGUACUGGCAUCCAAAAGGUGGGAACAUCCGACUCGUCCAAAUUGCUGUAGCCUUGUCUCACAUCAAGCAUGUAGCAUGUGACUUGUAUCCUAGCACACCAGUCAUAUUCUGUGGAGAUUUUAAUAGUACACCAUCAUCUGGAACUUACAGUUUUAUUAAAAGUGGUGGCAUUGCUGAAGAUCAUGAAGACUGGGUCUCAAAUGGUGAAGAGGAAAGGUGCAAUAUGCCUCUAAGCCAUCCUUUCAAACUGCUCAGUGCUUGUGGAGAACCUGCUUAUACAAACUAUGUUGGUGGGUUUCAUGGAUGUCUGGACUACAUUUUCAUUGACAAAAAUGCUCUAGAGGUUGAACAGGUCAUUCCGUUGCCAAGUCAUGAAGAAGUAACAACCCAUCAGGCUUUGCCAAGUGUUUCACAUCCUUCUGAUCAUAUAGCACUAAUAUGUGACUUGAAGUGGAAAUAGAUCAGCUCUUGCAUGGUGCUUCGGGGUUUUUCAAACAAGAAACUCAACUGCUGGGGUGCUGAGGUUACACCCAGGCCUCUGUGCUACUGAAAGGAAAGUUAAAACAAUUACUGAAAAGCUCAUGUGUUUAGUGGUUCUACUGAAUAUUAUUACACUGUUCAGAAGAUUUGCAUGGCAACUUUUCCCUUUCCUUUUUAUAUUCUAAUACAAAAAUAUAUUUAAGGUAGGGGGUUUUGAAAAUUGGAUUAUCAUAUACCUUUUUAUGGGUGUUUUUAAAGGAUUAAAAAUUAUUUUGUUAAAAAAAGAUACAUUAAUUAAAUCAGAUUUAAAAGACAGUGAACAAACAACCCCAUUUAAUUCACAGCCAAAUGCAGAACCUGAAAACAUGCAUUUAGUUGAUUUGGCCUCAUUGUAAUUACUGUUGUGGCAAGACAGUGUUUGAAAAAAAUAAGCUUGUCUUGUUCAAUACCCAUUACUAUGUCUCAGAUUUUUAGUAAGUGGUGUGAACAAUGUACUUGUACCUGUUACCUUCUUAAAAGAUGUUCUUUAUUUAUCAGCGAAUAGGCCUUCUGUCAGCAGUCAACCAUGUUAAACUCCAGGUUAUAAUUGAUUUGGAAGCAUUUUACUUGUCCACUUAAUACGAGUAAUGAGGGUAACUUCAGCACUUGGUAAAAUUGGACUACAUAUAUAGGUAGCAUCUACUCUGAACAUCUGUUCCUUCUGUUGUUUACAGCCAUUGGCAAUAUAAGAAAUACUGAAGUUUAGGACAGCCAAGUCUAGAUGGGAGGGAGCUUUUUAACAAUAGAAUCUGUUUUCAGGUAGAGGGAGAUAGAGACUCACUUGUGUGGUGCAUUAGCUACCUGUGCCUAAAUCUUAAAAAAAAAACACAAGUGACUUGCAGACCUUUAUCCCAAUUGUCCUAUUUUGAUCCUCUAUUUCAUAAAAAAGGCUAAAUUUUUUAAAUAGUGUUUUUACCCACGUUUUUUCCUUCUAGAAAUAGUCUAGUCUUUCCUAUUUUGUAGGAGAUAAUUUGGAUGUGGGCAAAUGCAUUGUAUCUAUACCUUCAUUGACUGUGUUGGAGGGGUUUGACUCAUUCAAGAAGCUUCUUUCCCUGCAUUAUUAAUCCAUAUGAAGCAAACAGCAUUUGAAUACUAUUUCACUAGAUGUCCCUUUUGACCUAAUAAAAUUUCCUUUUAAGUUGUCUGUCA